Seriola aureovittata is the source of this 1605-nucleotide messenger RNA. RefSeq names its product family with sequence similarity 133 member B (gene fam133b). The transcript is spliced from 11 exons. The record is from RefSeq and is a predicted model, not a curated record. NCBI's taxonomy places the organism in Eukaryota, Metazoa, Chordata, Actinopteri, Carangiformes, Carangidae. Bases 182 to 982 code for a protein of 266 amino acids.
UGGCAGUAAUGCAACAGUCGGGAUGCUAGCUGCCGCAGAACCUCAAAGACGAAUAAGAAGAAGAGGCAGCAGAGAAGUAGAGCUUCCAUUAACUCAGCCUGAUGUGGCUAGGUCAAUGUUAGCAAGGUAACACUAAUGGUUGUUCUCCCUGUUGGACAUUUCUCCUCAUUAUUAACUCGAUAUGGGCAAAAGAGACAAUCGAGUGGCUUACAUUAACCCAAUUGCUGCAGCACGGGCCAGGGGGCCUGUACAGAACUCUGGUCCAACCAUACAGGAUUAUUUAAGCAGACCUCGGCCAACAUGGGAAGAGUUAAAGGAGCAGUUAGAGAAGAAGAAGAAGGGCUCUCGAGCCCUGGCUGACUUUGAGGAUAAAAUGAACGAGAGAUGGAAGAAAGAACUGGCAAAAAACCGAGAGAAGUUGUUAGGUGACAAGGACAAAGAGAGAGACAAAAAGACAACAGACAAGGAAAAGGAGGAGAAGAAAGACAAAAAGGAGAAAAAGAAGAAAGAAAAGAAGAAAUCCAACAGGCAUUCUUCAUCUUCCUCCUCUUCAUCGAGUUCUGAUUCCUCCAGCAGCUCCUCCUCAGAAUCUGAAAAUGAGGAUGACAAGAAGAGUGUGAAGAAAAAACGGAAGAGAAAGAAGUCAUCCGCCAGGAGAGCAUCGGACAGCUCGGAGGAAGAAUCAGAUGCUGAAAGCAAGAAGAAAAAGAAAAGACUCAAGGAAGAAGCGGACAAAGAUAAGGAUGACAAGAGCCGCAGAAGAAAAAGGAAGGCUGAGCGAAGUUAUAAAGACUCCUCUUCAGAGUCCUCUGUAGACUCUGAGGGGGAAGAGGUAGGUGAAGCCAAGAAGAAAAAGAGAAGUAGCGAAGAGAAGGAGAAAAUCACAGACAAAUCCAAGAAGAAGAGGAAAAAGAAGCACAAGAAACACGGCAGGAAAAAGAAAAAGAAGGCAGCAUCUCAGUCUGACUCAGAGCUCGACUAACAACCGUAGCUUUACGGUUCUCUCGGCCUCCUGGCAGUUCACUAGUAGUGGUUUUUUUUUUUUGCCUUUGAACACCAAAAACUUCUCCCAUCCAGCUUCGGUCAUCACACUUGAUCGAGGAGACCUACAAACUCGAAUGCUGGGGUGAAAACGAGGGAGGCACCCAUCCCUCUUAAGUGGCAACUACCGGUACAUAUCUUUUGUUGACUUUUAUCACCACGCUUUUGGUAGAAGGUUGUUCUUUGAGUUACAGCCAACGACAGGACUGAAGUGAAUUCCACAUCUUUCUUUUUUCUCUUCAUGGACAUUUCUGUGAGACUGGCACUGCGUGUUUGCCUUCAGUAUGCUGGCCCACUAGGAGUUGCUCCCUCUGCUUCCUACCUGACAUCUUGCGUUUCUAGUUGCUAGAUGAGGCUAAUAUGCUAGUGCCCGUGUCAUGCAUGUAGACCCGAUCACCUGAUGUCUCACCAGCCUCAUAUUGAAGUUGGACUUGUGAUAAGAAAUGUGCGCUGCACCGUCAAGAUUUAUACAAGGGAUGAUUGUUCAGUUAGAUCAAUUGUUACAUUGCAGUGUAAAUGUAUAAACAAUGGGAAUUCAUUAAUAAAGUAUUGUUUUAGCCUUUA